Messenger RNA from Lolium perenne, 1136 nucleotides. RefSeq lists its product as uncharacterized. The record is from RefSeq and is a predicted model, not a curated record. Lineage: Eukaryota; Viridiplantae; Streptophyta; Magnoliopsida; Poales; Poaceae.
UUGCUAGAGAGUGAGGUUGGUACCAAGCUUAGCUAAGCAAUCCGCAGGCGAAUUCGGACGCUUAUAGUGAGUGGCGGCAGGUUGGUUUUGCAUCAGCCGAGAAGCGCGCGCGAUGAGGCCGGCAGCGGCGGUGACGCACGACGACCUGUCCCUCCGCAAGGCCCAGGAGCGGCGGGCGGGGCGGUCCGGCGGGCAGAUCGCCGUCGCGCUCGUCGCGCUCUCCGUGCUCUGCGGUCUCGUCAGCUUCAUCCUCUGCCUCGCCGCCGAGGGCUCGCGCUCCGAGGUGUCCAACUACCUGAUGAGCGUGGGCGCGAGCGCGGGGCAGGUGGACGUGUGCGUCUACAACAGCAGCGGCCGCUCGCCGCUCGGCUUCGCCAUCGGGGCGUUCCUGCUGCUCGCCGUCGCCAUGUUCGCCGUGCACGCCUACAUGCUGCUGGCCGUCGCGGCACCGGACUCCGCGGCCGCGGGGCUCGCCGUCGCCGAGGACCACCCGCGCGUGUCCUCCGCCACCAACACCCUCACCUGGCAAACCUGCUGCCUCUUCUUCAUCACAUGGAUUUGCUUCGGGCUCGCGGAGGUGCUGCUCAUGAUCGGCAUCGGGGUGGAGUCCGGGCACAUCAGCGAUUGGCGGAAGCCGCGGCAGGUGUGCCACCGGGUGCGUCCGGGGAUGUUCGCGGCGGCGGGGAUACUAGGCCUCAUCACCGUCGUCGUCGGCUUCGUCGUGUACGUCACCGCAGUGCAGACGCAGAAGCUGCGAGCGCGGCACGACGGUGGCCACUUCGCCGGACACGGCGCGCCUUACCCUGGCAGCGCCCCCUACCCUGCACCAUACCCGGGCACCCAGCAACACCACCUGCAGCCGCCGGUGUCGUACCCACCACACCCUCAUCCGGCGCCGAAUGCCCCGGAGAUCACAGCGGCAGCAUGCCAAGUGCAGUCCAGCAACGCGUGGAGCAUCACCAAGGAUAAGGAGUAAAAUGGCUGCUUGAAUGCCUGACAGACUGAUUGGUCGACAAGUGCAGAGAUAAUCUACACUGCGCGUGUUCUUUUUCGUUUUAAACCAUUGUUUGAAUAAUUUGGAUUAACAUUUGAUUACAUGUAUAAAGAAAUUUGUCUGAGAACAAAAAGAUGUUGAA